Molecule: messenger RNA, 2394 nt
Organism: Oryzias latipes (Japanese medaka)
Lineage: Eukaryota; Metazoa; Chordata; Actinopteri; Beloniformes; Adrianichthyidae
Biological process (GO): regulation of transcription by RNA polymerase II
Molecular function (GO): DNA-binding transcription factor activity; RNA polymerase II cis-regulatory region sequence-specific DNA binding
Source: RefSeq, a predicted model, not a curated record
GACAGCGCGGUUCUCGUGUUCACCCUCUACUAGUGACGUACCAGCUGGGUCGAUACAAUAAAAAGCCUUGAUAGUUGUAUAAGAGAUGAUUUUGAGUUUCAACAGCUUUUAUUGUGAUUUACUUUCAAUCAAAUACGUACACACAGAAAUUAUGAUGGAACUUUUAUGUUUGAGGGUUCCUAUGUCUCUUUAUAACUGAAUAAAACUAAUGCUGGUUGAAAUAUUUGUAAUUUCUUUUUACAACUUUGACGGUGGCACUUGAAACGGUCCUCCAAAGACAGCAGGGGGCGCCAAAGCGAUGAGGUGAUUUCAUUUAAUCUGUAAACAGGAAAUAAUUGAAACACGCUGUUGCCUUUUGGUGAGUUCAGCCCAUAGACUGUUUGGUACAGGCCGGUUCUCUUCAUCAGUCCACGUUUCCGUGUCUCGGGUAGCUCGUCCGUCAUGCUGGGGGCGCAACAGCUCCGGUUGCUGGUCAGCGAGCGGCUGGCGGCGGCGGCGGAAGAGAUCUUCGGGCUCGUGGAGAAGACAAUAGCGGCCUACAGCGAGGAGGUCGUCCGCUCCCGGAAAGAAAUCCUGCAGCUGCGGGAGCAGAUCGAGCAGCUCACCGUGUUCCGUCCGCGGGUCUUCUUGCCCAGAGCAGAGCUGCAGCUGCCCUUAGAGGAGCCAUGCCACAUUACCAAGGUGGAGAAAGAGGAGGAUCUCGAUGAUCAUCAGGUCAAACAGGAGCAGCCUGAUUUCUACGUCAUCUCAGAUUUCCAGGAUCUCCACGAGAGUCCUUCAGAGGACAUGACGUUCUCACCCUUUGAGCCAGAGGCAGCUUCUCACGAAGACAUGUUCCCGGCGGUUAGCGGCGUCAUGGUGACGAUGAACGAUGAGGACUGGAUGGGGAACGAAGGCUCCAGCUCUUCCUACUGCAGCCGGGCUUCCUUCCUGCAGCACAAAGCCAGGAAGAACAAGACGGCCUGCCGCUUCUGCGGCGCCUCCUUCAGACGCGACUGCGACCUUCUCAAGCACACGGCCGAGUCUCACACGGGGAAGAAGGCCUUCAAGUGCUCCGAGUGCGACAAAGAGUUAGCCCGCAGAGACAGCCUGGUCCUGCACAUGAGGAUCCACAGGGGCGAAAAACCACACCGGUGCCCCUUCUGCAGCAAGUUCUUCUCGCAGACCUCCAACCUCAGGGUCCACAUGAGGAAACACACGGGCGAGAAGCCGUACUACUGCGACAACUGCAAAAAAAUGGUUGCACACUCCUACCACCUGAAAAUCUGCUUAAAACAGACGUCUGCCCAGGUGAGGACUGUGGGGGUGAAGGCUUUCCGCUGCACUCGCUGCGGGAAGAAAUUCGGUACGGCGGCUGACCUGAAGGUGCACAAUGGGAUCCACGAUGCCAGGAAAUGACCUGACUAGAAAAAUGCUCAUUUGUUGUCCCUUUUGGAGCUUUCUAAAUUCUUAAACCGAUUUAGAAUUUAUGAAUUAAGUUAAUGCACAUUAACGUGAUGCAAUUUGUUUUUUCCCCCCUGCACUUUCCACGCCUGGCGUUAUAACAAAACAAAACAAAAAGUUAUCUGUGUUAUUGAUUUAUAAACACUCCAAGAUCUGUUUGGAAAUUUCAGUUUUUGUUCUAGUCGUGUUUCUUUAUGCGUUUGCUUUAUAAAGAGUUGUUUCAGCACAAAAAAGUAGUUGUUGCCUUUGCUUGUUGAUGUUAAAAUUGAGCAAACAUUACUUUGAAUUUACCUUUCUUUAAAUUUAAGGGAAAACGGACUUCCAGACUGAAGCACAUUUCAAAGACAAAAUAGUUUGAGAGAGUUGUCAGUUCCCUCAGUAACCACUAGGUGGCUACACGAAAAAGGUUUUCAUUACCUAUGAUGGUCUAAAAUUGGUCUAAAAAUUAUUUUUAGGUGGCGGACACGCCCUUGUAAAAACUGAAGCAUAGAAAGCUUGGAAAAUCACAAUAAAUAUGCACCACAUGCAUCGCAUGUGAACCUAGCUUCAUGAUGACAGAUUAGAAGCAUUAAAACUUGCUUCUAGGUGAAUCAAAGAUCUGACCUGCUGAAAGGCGCCUCACCCGGGAGCUAAUAUGGGUCAAACUGAGGACUAUUUAACCGGGCUUGCUGGCAUAUGAUUGGUUUUCCAAUUUUUUCUGCUACUUAUUUUUUCUACAAGUUCCUCUUAUCCUAACAUUUGUUCACCAACUGUUGUUACUUCAGUUUAAGAAUAUUUUUUGUUUAUUUUUGUGACAGAAAAUGCUUUUUGAUUCCCAUGUGCCUUUCAGAUGCACUGAGAAUUAACUUAAACAUUUGUUCAUUCAUUUUGUUGAUUGUUGUGUAUCCCAUGGAGGGAAAUAAAAUGAACCUCAUGGUUCACUGUUCAUUAAAGCACAUUGACUGUAUAAUA